GAUAUGUUAGAUGUCGAGUCGUGUUGCAGAUUUUCAUGGACGCGGGCCGCGAGCCGCGAAACAUUUUGUGUUGGAUUAUGAGAUUUCGGAAUUAAUUAAGUUGUUAUUUUCAUUUUUUAAAUAGGCAAGUAAUGAAACUUUCGCACCGUUCGAUACGAGCAAAGAUAAUACUCAUCACGUCAAUACAUUGUCGUGGUCGUGCGACGCGCAAUAUUUUGGACGGAAAUUCAUCGAAUCUUCACUUGUAUAUCAACAGAGUCGUCGAGAGUCUCCGAUGUAGAGCAAAUUGAGGGAGCAGGCAGAUGAUCGAAGAUCGAUUCAAUUUAACAAAAAAUGCUCCUAAACGAUCUUGUCUACUGGUAUCAAAAGAAAAUUGGUACAUAUGACAAACAACAAUGGGAAAAGAGCGUGGAACAACGAAUUUUUGGGGGCUUUACCAAUGUUCCCAUGCGAACAGCCAAACUCAAAACAGAGCUCAUAGAUGUCGAUCUUGUCAGAGGUUCUUCCUUCCCGAAAGCCAAACCGAAGCAUGGGCUGACCACUGUGGCUUGGUUGGCCAUUCGACGUUUGAUCUUUCUGCCUCUAUAUCGCACUUGGUGGAUUCAGCAGACUAGCACUCGCAUUUUUUAUCUUUUCCUUAUUCUGUACGCCCUGCAAUUUUUCAACGUCUGUACAUUUUUCGGUAUUGCCGAUACCGAUAAGCCAAAUAUUGUCUCCUCCACAGAAGUACUUAUGCCGGUCGGUAUGAUGUUUGUACUGUGCCUCGUGCACUCCCAAAUAGUAUCGACAAAUUCGAGUUCAGCCGCGCCUACCUCCCGGAAAACAUCAAGAAUGCGCAGAUCCCGACACGAGAGAUGUCGUUCAGGAAAAUUAAGGACACGACGAAAUUUACGAUCGAACAUUGACUCGAAAUCUUGUCAGGAUGGAGGAAUGAAGGGGGCUACCGAGAGAGCGAAAAAAAUGCAGUGCAGCGAUGUCUCACCAUUCGUGAGAUUCGCCCAGCGAGUUAAUGUUGAAAAUCCGCCGGCAACGGGAAAAGUUCAGCUCGAGGACAGGUCUGCGCCGUUCGAGGUCCGCUUGCCAGAAUGUUCGCCCGAAUUGCCAUUAUCCAGGCCAAUCGAGACAGAAACAUCUACGGAUGAGGCUGGAGUGGAAAAUAUGGGCAACGCGGAUACCGUUCAUCAAGAUGAUGACGGUUUUGAGAGUCUCAACGGAAAUGUAUCGAGUGACAAUGAUCGCGUCAGCGUCGCUCGUCGGGAAGAACCGUCACUGCGUGGCAGCUCUAAUCACGAUAACGUCGAUGGGGACAGGAAUAGCAAUCACGGUGACGAAGAUAAUGAUGUCGACAAUGUUAUUAUCACCGGCGAUUCCGAACGGGAAGUUGAUCAUAAAAUCAAACACGACACUGCAAAUUUUCUUGACGCGUUUUACGAGGAACAAGCAAAUCGAAGUACGACGGAACGUGAGCAAAAGAAUCACGAUUGGCGCGCGUCUCCGUCAGUAAUAUCCGCUACCGAAAACGCGCCCGUAGUGGAAACGGAAUCGUAUAGCAGAGAACACGAUUUUCUAGAGGCCGCGUCGGGAAGCACGAGCGCCGUCAAAACCGCUGUCACUAUGGGAAAAUCGGACAAGAUGAUUUCGAGAGAAGAGAAACGAGAGUGCGAAAGUGAGGAAGAGGGAGAGUGCGAGGAAGCGACGAUGCAUCAUUUAACCGAAGCUACAACCUCCGCUACCGAAUGGAUGGGUGUUACGAGUAACAGUGACGUGUGCAGCUACAGCUCCGAUUUCGAACAAUCCGAGUCCGGCCACAGCGAAGGCAAUUGUAACUACGCUGAUGAUUUGUUGGAACACCCCUUUUUCUGGGAGCUCGAAUUACCAUCGUCGAUUCCUCUCGGCUCGAGCUGCUGCACCUCCUCCGACCGUGUUUCUUGUACAAUUUGGACACGAAGGGACAUAAAGAAAGUUGAAUUGUCGGUUCUUGACAUCAGCUCUGCAAUAAUUGCCAGAGUCGAGUCGAUGCCCGAAGGCAUGGAUUAUGUAUACGGUGGCCUCUUGAUGUCGCUCGUUCUCUCACUUAUACCCUCGAUCAAGCGUCUCAGCGAUGAAUUUGGAACGGAAUCAUCCAAUAAUUUGACCGGAUCGAGCGGUACCAAUAUUCGCGAAAUUGCUUUGGACAUGUCCCUAGAAAAUUGGUCAAAACGUUUGUGCGCCACGAUCGAUGUGGCUUUUGGCUCGACACUCUGGGAGCGAACAGUUGUUUUAACACUGGCUUUUGAAAAAUUGGCCCUCUCCUGUUUGUUGUUCUUCCUCCUGGCCGUUGCCGAACGAACCUUCAAACAACGCUUGCUUUAUGCCAAAUUAUUUUCACAUCUGACAUCAUCGAGGCGAGCAAGAAAGUCCGAUCUGCCGCAUUUUCGACUAAACAAAUUUCGCAACAUUAAGACUUGGUUGAGCGUAAGGGCGUAUUUGAAGAGAAGAGGUCCACAAAGAUCGGUCGACGUUAUCGUAUCAGCUGUCUUUAUCGUAACGUUGCUUCUCUUGUCUUUCGUCAGCUUGGAGCUUAUCAGAGAUCUAGAAAAUCUUCACUCGCGAUACAAUGUCGAAGCGCUUUUAUGGAGUUUCGCUCUCGGUAUAUACAUACUGAGGUUCAUGACGUUGGGAACUAAGAUAAAUAAAAAAUAUAGGAACCUGUCUAUUCUGAUAACUGAACAGAUCAAUCUAUACCUGCAGAUGGAGCAAAAACCUCACAAAAAGGAUGAACUCAUGGUAGCAAACAGUGUGCUCAAAUUAGCUGCCGAUCUCAUCAAAGAGUUGGAGUGCCCUUUCAAAAUUUCUGGGCUAUCGGCUAAUCCAUAUUUAUACACGAUUACAAAAGUUGUUUUACUCUCGGCUCUGUCGGGAGUUCUCUCGGAGUUACUAGGAUUCAAAUUAAAGUUGCACAAGAUAACUAUAAAAUAGAAGGGGGAAUGUGUACAAAGCAGAAUCGACUUUGAGGAUGAAUAUCGGAAUAUGGACGAGAGAUCAACUGCACAAUCCGAAGAUCAUCUCUGAUAACUGUUGUAUUAUUUUGUCCAAGACAACUCAUCGGUGUUUGGUGCACGACAGUGUAAAAUAGAGUUUUUCCGGCAAUUGCGAUUGUGACGGUGACGCUAAAAAAAUUAUCUCAAAUUCUUAGUAGAAUGUUGCGUUGAUUUUUACCAGAGCAUUUCGUACUAGCGGAGUGUCUACUCGUGUGAAAGUAGCGAGCGGCGAGAAGGCCAGCCGGCUGGAGGGUUGAUGGUUCGGGGUCGGACUACGGACGAGCUGUCGAAUAAAUGUUUUACAAACAACAAGAAA
Molecule: messenger RNA, 3336 nt
Organism: Venturia canescens
Lineage: Eukaryota; Metazoa; Arthropoda; Insecta; Hymenoptera; Ichneumonidae
Gene: phtf
Product: putative homeodomain transcription factor
Exons: 17
Coding region: 334-2958 (874 amino acids)
Cellular component (GO): endoplasmic reticulum
Source: RefSeq, a predicted model, not a curated record